CACUGCACAACACUCGAUUGCCACCUCAUGCUCCCCCAGAUUCUUCUGCACUCCAGGAUCUUAUAACUACAUAUACCUCUUCUAUUCUACUUACAUCCGUCACGACCACACUGGAAUAUUCACGAAGUAUCAAGGUUGCAUCCGAGCGGCCGGCGCGGUAGCUUGAAUUCGGGUCGUGCACGGCUUCAUCUCGGACUCUGUGCGCUGUAGCUCGUACGAAGGCAACAAGGCAUUCUAGCGACAUCUUGGUUACUGUUGUAUCUGGAAGGCCUUGCGCUACUUACUGAGCAGCCAUGACGGAGUCAGGUCGUCCGACACGUUCAGGCCACGGGAAUGUCGUUGCACGCCUUCAUGCACUCUUCCCAGGACCAGGACUUACGUCUCCGAGACAAGCGCAGCAGCCACCCCCGCCAGUCUCACCCGCCGCACCCCCAGCUAGGCCGGCUCUGAAAGUGAGGGUCGUAACAUGGAACAUGCACGAGAGUCUGCCAAAGGGCGACUUGUCCGAGCUGCUUGGGUCGCUACUUGACCAAGCUUCGGCAACGAUGCAGGUACAAGAUCCCUCGGGUCUGACGUCCUUACCCCUGGAUGCGCGUCAUCCUUACCAUCUGGUAGUCGUUGCCGGACAGGAGUGCCCGACCGCCACAGGGCUGCCCCUGGGCCUUGGUGCAGGGUUCAGGCUCAAAGACCUCGUCGAGAAGGAAAAGGACAAGGCAAAGGACAAGGAAGGCAAGAAACUGGCAGAGUACGAACAGAGAGAUGUAGAGUCGGAAACCGGUAGCACCCGCGCCCCGGCUCUCGCAGAGCCUGGUACUCCUCAGCUCGCCUUCGCCAUGCCCGCCGCAAUGGAGAGCGAAGAGCCCAUUGACUCGCCAUCAGCCAAAGGCUCGACAGAUCUCUCCCACCAUAAGAGCUUGCUGCACUCCUCUCCGUGGUCGCUCAUGCUGGACGGCUGGUACAGCAACAAGACGCUGCCUCAUAGGAGCACGAAGUCUCUGCCAGAUGUGGGCGACUCGCCGCUGCCUCGGGCUGAUACGCCUGGCGGUUCAGACGCGAAGUCGAUCAACGUCGCUGGUGAGGCUGGGCAUGUGCGACCGGCGACGGCGCCGUAUGAGCUGCUCAGCAAGGAGAGGAUGAUGGGUCUCUACCUCGCGGUCUACGUCAAUGUGAACGUCAAGCAUCUAGUCAAGGGCACAUCGAAGGAUGCCGUGACGACCGGUCUGAUUGGCGGAAGAGUGGGGAACAAGGGCGGCGUGGGCAUUAGCGUGAACAUCGCUGGGACCACUCUGCUAUUUAUCAAUGCCCACCUCGCAGCUCAUGAAGGCAAGGUUCAACACAGAAUCGCCGACUUCGCCAAGAUCAAGGCUGAACUUGAUGUGGAUGACUUCCUUGCCCCGGAUGACCCACGAAUCAUGUCAGAGGACAUUACUGACAAGUUCGACUACACAUUCCUUUGCGGUGACCUCAACUUCCGGCUAGACAUCACCCGCCUUCACGCAGACUGGCUCAUCUCUCGCAAAGAGUAUGCUCAAGCCCUCGCAUUCGACCAACUGCGCAAGAUCAUGGAGGCAGGUCGUGCGUUCGUAGGCUUCCAUGAAGCGCCCAUCACCUUUCCCCCGACCUUCAAGUACGACGUCAUGCGCACGCUGAAGCGCCGCAGGAGCUCGUCGAAGCCAUUGGCAAGCCCGUUCUUACCUUCGACGCCGGUACCCGGCCAUCAGAAGAUCCUCACCCACGUCACAGAGAAGGACGGCGAGACGCCGGAUGUGAAUGUCGUGAGCGAGCCCGAGCAUGUACAGGAGCAGGAGCAGGAGCGCGAACGGGAUCAAGAUGCAGCUUCUGUUGUGUCGUCAACGUUCACAUCUGCGCGCUCGAAGUACACGAGCCAAAGUCAGGGCGACGAUGCGCAUGAGGACAUGGAAGAGGAGGACCUGUUUUUCGCUACGGAGACGAAAACAAAGUCGGGCAAGGUCAUCCAGCGGCUGUCGCUCACCGCUAUCAAGGCGAAGUGGGUCGCGAUGGUGUCCCCUGCAAAGACGGAGUUCAUCAAUCAUAUACCGACGAAGCGCAGGAAACGGCCGAAGGUGGACUCCGCCAGGAAUAGUCCUGCACCUGAGGCGAAUGGGCGCCGGUCCCAGAGCGCCCCCCGGUCAGUCUUUGAUGAGCGUGCAAGUUCGACCAACCUAUUGGAUGGAGUGAUAGGACAGGAAUUCACAGGGGGAGACGUAUAUGACUCUUCUCACAAGCAGCGCGUACCCAGCUGGUGUGACCGUAUCCUUUGGAAAUCUACAGUGGAACCCAAUCCGGAGGAGACGCUUCCUCCGCUACAGCCACCCCGAAACCGCGUCUCCAACAUUUUCCAGGUGCUCCGACCCGUCCGCAACCGGCGUGACUCAGCAUCUUCCAUGCUCUCUGCCGUCCUGGGGCCCUUGAACUCUUCUGCUACCAGGCUUCCCUCGUCUCCCUUGUCAUCUCCAGGCUUGCCCCGUGAACAACGCAAAGCCAGCAGGCCGCAGCCCCAUCGAGCACCGCGUAUGUCAAGACCCAAGUCCGUAGAUACCUUGCCAACACUCACCGCACUACGUGCGUUCACCUCACCUUUGCCGCCCCUCCCGCGCCGCCUGAGCUUCGAGGGCGCGACGCCGACGUCGUCAGUGCCCCUGACGCAGUCGCAGACAAUGCCGCCGCCGAUGCAGGACCGCUGGGCUCCCGAUGUUCUUGCUUCGGAGCAUUCGCCCGCGCUGACCACGGCACCUGCGGUAGUGACGAGCCCGGCCUCGCGUUGGUUUGGCUUCCUACCUGCGUUCUUGCAUCGAGAGGGCUCCAUGCCGACGAUGAGCAGGCCGGACAGCCCGAUUACGCCUGAACAGCCCCCACCACAGCGCGGGACCGUCGUAUGCCUCGGCUACCGCUCGCUCGAUGACGCUGCGAUGCGCCGCCUGGAGGGCCGCAGCGACCACCGGCCAGUCAUCGGCUCGUACGCGAUCUACAUCUAGUAAUAUGUACAGUGUUUCGUUUGUAGAGUUGUUAUCAUCAGCCCGUGCACGGAGUCCGCUCAUUACUGACAGUUUUUACACAUGUAGAUACCC
This is a messenger RNA of Rhodofomes roseus, 3089 nucleotides long. Its product is annotated as Endonuclease/exonuclease/phosphatase. Gene Ontology annotation, biological process: phosphatidylinositol dephosphorylation. Bases 294 to 2996 code for a protein of 900 amino acids. Gene Ontology annotation, molecular function: phosphatidylinositol-4,5-bisphosphate 5-phosphatase activity. NCBI's taxonomy places the organism in Eukaryota, Fungi, Basidiomycota, Agaricomycetes, Polyporales, Fomitopsidaceae. The record is from RefSeq and is a predicted model, not a curated record. The transcript has 12 exons.